AUGUCUAACACGGAUGCCGCCCCUUGCAUGACCGCCGCAACUGAUUCUUUCGAGAGCGACGAGACACCUGAGACCUACGCAGAAGCUAUCAGUGCUCAUGCGAGAAAAAUCCAAAAAAAUUCUUUCGUAUGCGGAGCCAAUUAUCGCGACUUCUCAAAGUUUGUUAACCUUUCGCCUUCAGAGCGGAAUAUCCAGCUACUGGACCAGCUGCAACCAGACCUGACCCGAGCGCACCGGUCCGUGGUGUGCUUACGCUUCGAUUCCGAUGGCACAAGACAACCAAACACAUACGCUGGCACAGAAGGGCCUCAAUCGUUCCUUGAUAGAACUCCAUUGAAGACAGGUUGUGCAGAAUUUCUCUUCAUCAGAGGUUACCCAUCUGCGGAGUGGAUAAGAGUCAUUGGCUCUCAGCUUCGAAUCGAUCCCGAGGUCUUUCGACGACACGCUGGCCGUCAGCACAGUUCCGGGGACAUUAGGCGAAAUUACAAUGCACUUGUGAAGCAUGGCGUCGCUGGACAAUCAAUCGUUCGUCGGUAUUCAAUUCACAACGAGAAUACAUAUACUAUCGAUCAACUCAUCACCUUUUGUGUAGUGAAGAAGAACGGAGGUUAUACAGCGGUUAUCUGUCUUGACACAGGCAGAGAUCUCCGGCAGGGUCCUGAAGCACCCUGGAAUAAAGCAGAAGCCGAGCCAGACUCUUGCUUACCCACUAUACAACACCCUGCAAAGGUGGCUUUAAGAACUAACGAUCAGACCACGUCAUUUGCAAGUGAGGAAGAUGCAGACAGACUCCUCCAGAGCACAAGCAUACCCACUGCGAAACAUUUGCCCCUUCAAUAUGGCAUGUUGGCAGACGAAGACCAAUCUUUGAUGCGCUCUAGUCCGAUAUAUGCUUUGAAUGAGUUAUUUCUCUUCGCUGCCUCAAGCAACAGCCAAUUUCUCAAUUUUGUGAAAGGUCAAGUCGAAGAUGCCCUACUCAAUGCUCAGAGUCACGAGGGGCAGGAAGAAUUGUCACUUAUAAACUUACGAUUCACAAAGGACCUGUUGGAGGAGAAUAUUGGCCACUAUUCGGAGGUCAUCGCUUUUCUUCAGAGCAAAUUGGCUGCGAAAUGGAAAGGUUCUGACGCCGACCUUGCACAAGAUGUACAGGAUUCUAUUUUGCGGGACUUUGAAUCUCUUCUUAGACGCGCAAAAGAACUCGCUGCAAGGUGUUUGGAUGGAACAGCUAUAAUUAUGAAUGGCGCCAUGCUGAGGGAAUCAAGAAAAGCUAUUGAACAGGCUGAGAAGGUGGAAAGGUUGACUAUUCUUGCACUUAUUUUCGUGCCACUUUCAUUCAUCACUUCAGCCUUUGGUAUGAAUUUCAAAGAACUAGGACAGGGGGAAGUCGGUAUGCAAGUCUUCGCCGAAGUGGCUGUCCCGGUGUUAUGUGUAUCAUUAAUCAUCUGCUUCUGGGGCCGUAUUCAUAGAGCCAUCACAUCCCUUUGGGACUAG
This is a messenger RNA of Mollisia scopiformis, 1491 nucleotides long. RefSeq lists its product as uncharacterized. NCBI's taxonomy places the organism in Eukaryota, Fungi, Ascomycota, Leotiomycetes, Helotiales, Mollisiaceae. Gene Ontology annotation, molecular function: metal ion transmembrane transporter activity. Gene Ontology annotation, cellular component: membrane. The coding region runs from base 1 to 1491 and encodes 496 amino acids. The transcript is spliced from 3 exons. Gene Ontology annotation, biological process: transmembrane transport; metal ion transport. The record is from RefSeq and is a predicted model, not a curated record.